This is a messenger RNA of Nakaseomyces glabratus, 1596 nucleotides long. RefSeq names its product protein-lysine N-methyltransferase (gene RKM3). The record is from RefSeq and is a predicted model, not a curated record. Gene Ontology annotation, biological process: peptidyl-lysine monomethylation. Lineage: Eukaryota; Fungi; Ascomycota; Saccharomycetes; Saccharomycetales; Saccharomycetaceae. Gene Ontology annotation, molecular function: protein-lysine N-methyltransferase activity; protein binding.
AUGGAGGUAUUUGGAAGGGUAGCCCUACCGUGUGUGCCCUACAAGCCAAUGUCUGUGACUCAGGAAGGUGAUAUCAGGGAUAUUCUGGAGUUUGUCCGGGAGUCGAAGGGUCUAUGGGAUCAGCGAUGCGAGGUCAAGGUGUCGGGUUUAGGCGGAGUGGGUGUGUUCGCUAAGCAGGACAUUAACGAGUCGGUGCCCUUAUUGAAGUUGCACAAGAGCUCUAUAUUCUCUGCGUCAAAUAGCUCCGUGGCGAAUCUGCUUGUCGAAGAGCAGAUCGACGGGGUGCUUGCGCUGAACAUCGCGUUCAUAUACGAGACCACAGUGUUCAAGGCGAGGAGCCACUGGACUAAGUAUCUGAAGAGCAUUCGGGUUGAUGAGAACAUACUGCCGCCGUUCUACUGGGAUGAAGAGUUGAAGCGGUUGAUUAGGGACACGACAAUUGACUGUUUGUAUGGGGCGCUUGAGCCCCAGGACGAGCUGGUCGAAGGGUUUGAGAUUGCUGUUGAUCUGGCGAGGAAAUGGCAUGACGAGCUGGGACUGGAGGUUCCACGAGGCUACUUCGAUGUGCAGGAUAACUCGCCGGAGGAGAUAGAUCAGAAACUGAGAAGGUUCGUGGCGGUAGCGUACGCCAUAUCAUCGAGAGGGUUCGAGAUCGAUGCGUUCCACGAGACCGCGCUUGUACCCAUCGCAGACUUGUUCAACCACCACAGCGAGUCCCCUCAUUUGCAGUUCAGGACAAUAUAUGAUGUGUGUGACCAAUGCGGAGAGUUUUUUGGGUGCAGACACAAUGAAUCAGAUGAAGAAGAUGAGGAAGAUGAGGAAGAUGAAGAAGAUGAGGAAGAUGAGGAUGAGGACGACGGAAAAGAUAAGGUAAACGGUAAAGGAUUGACCAUGGAGUUGGUCAAAGAGAUAGACGACGAGCAAGAAGAGGAUCUAGUGGAGCCUCGAGUUAAAAAUGAAGAGCUAGAAGACGAUGAGUGUGUAGAGAUGAGACUAAUGAGUCCCGUUAAGCAAGGCGAAGAGAUCUUUAACACAUACGGAGAACUGUCAAACCCAUUGCUACUGGUGAGGUACGGGUUCUGUGUUGAAGGUAACAGCAAUGACGUGGUGCAUCUAGGUACCAUUCUGACCGAUCACAGCCGGAAGCAUAAACUCAAGCAUGUUACAGAAUGGUUCAAAGAGACUGGCUAUAAACUAUUGCAAGAGUGGAUGAAAGAGGAUGAUGAUGAAGAAGAAGGAGGAGAAGAAGAAGAAGAAGAAGAAGAAGAAGAAACCAGCUGGCUGUCGGACAUAUUGAUUACGAGCGAUGGAGAGCCUUCGCAGACUCUGAUUGUUCUAUGUAAGUUGCUCUCGAUGGACCAAUUGCACUGGAAGAAGUUCAUGAAAUACCCCGACGAGAAGAAGUACAACCAGCUGGGCAAGACACAGGACGCCAGAACUCUAUUACUGUCACUAGCACAACAGAAGUUGAAACUGCUGGACAAAAAACCACUACACAAGAACGCAACACAACAAAGCCCAGAGCACAAAGCAGCAUGGACACUGCUGAUGCAGGAAAGACAAAUACUUCAGAGAUGCAUAGACAACUACACAUAA